Messenger RNA from Toxoplasma gondii ME49, 2414 nucleotides. RefSeq lists its product as hypothetical. The record is from RefSeq and is a predicted model, not a curated record. Bases 804 to 1805 code for a protein of 333 amino acids. The transcript is spliced from 2 exons. NCBI's taxonomy places the organism in Eukaryota, Apicomplexa, Conoidasida, Eucoccidiorida, Sarcocystidae.
ACAUGCAAUCUGUGCAGGGGUCUGGGCGUUUGUGCAUCAGGACUCAGCUUUUUUCAUUUCUGCAACCGCGUCCUUCCGCGUUGCAUGUGACGCGAUGACCCAUUGCGACCUCUUCCUCCGGCGAACGGCCUUCGCAGGGGCUGCGUGCCAACCGAAAAAUUUUCCGAAACAAGAAGCUGUCCAGAUCGACGCGUGCCUCCCUCGAGAAAAUCCCUGAGCCUCCGUUGUCCCCUUCUUGGGUGCUGUCUCGGCAUCCCGGCUGCCGACGGUUCCGGCGUCCGCUUUGCCCCCCGUUUUCCCGUGUUUCGUAAAUAUUCGCUCUGGGCACUGCGCUGUCGCUUUUUUGCACUGUGGGGUCGGUUUCCCCCGUAAAUUGCACCGGACCGUCGCUCCUCUCUUUUUCGCGUGCUCGUUUUCUGCGCCGGUAGGUUGGUGCGGCAGAGCGACUCGGGGGGCUCCAGAGAGUUGGCAGCUCGGCAUCGUUCUGUAAUAUCCGUCGCGACUUCUGUACGUAUUACCGCAUCGUUAGUUGUCCACGCAUUGUCGCACCGUCUUGUUCACACGAAGCUCCUCAUGAAGUGAGGACGUAGUGAUGCAGCUUCAGCUCACUCCCUCAAGUCCUGCCAUCUGCUCGGCUGAUUGCCUAUUUGCGGUGGCCGUGUGGCUGGAGGCGGGGAAGUCAUCCAUUUGGCAGCACGCGACUGGGUGAGAAUCCAGUUUUGAGAGGCUUCGGCAACACCGUGUCAAUUUUACAGUCAACUGGCUAAGCAUCAUUGGAAGACUCACUCGAAAGUCCCAUCAAGAUGAACGUGAAGUCGUGGGGGAUGGUUUUGUUUCUCGUCCUCGUUGCAAUUGCAACAGGACCUAACCAGAUAGAGGCUAAAGGCUUCAGAGCUGCAAUGAAAAAUUUGUUCGGCCGGCUUUUCGGAAAAAAACCCCAGCAGCAGGAAGAAGCCGAAGUUCCCGCUGAGGAAAAAGGAGAGGGCACUGUGACUGCGUACCAAGGAUCGGUGCGGCACAGCGGGACAGCGCCAAACCACAGAGCGAUGAGCUAUGAGACAAGACCCUCUUUUAAUCUUUUGUACGGGGAUCUCGGCCGGUACGGCUCGGAAGACGUCAUAACAGAGUUGGAAGCGGGUUUCCACAAUUUUGCCGCGAACUUGUAUCAAGGUCAAGUGAUGAUGCGAGCAGCUCUAUCUCGAUUGGCGACGGCAGUGAAAAGAGUGGUGCUGCCAAUUGCUGGUGACCAUGCGACGAAUCUGUGGUACAUCCGGCAGCGCACCGUCAACCUGUAUUUCGACAGUCGAGCGCUAGCAUUGCGGUGCCUGUACAUCGCGUACUUCCCAAUUCCUGCCACCUCGUUCAGGGACACAAGAGAUAUCGCCUACCGAAAAAGAAAGUUACUCCACUUUCUUGGCACGUACUACAUGCUAGAUGCCCGGCUCACGCUUCUCAUUCGCUUCAUGAAGGGUCUCUUGUCGACAGUUGCAGAAGUCUUCAUGGCGCAGAAAGGAACCAAAUAUAACGCGAUGGGGCAGGUUAUCCAGACAAGCGGCUUGUAUUUGGUAGACGGAUUCACUCUGUUGUUAGAGACGUUGGCAGGCCUGAAGGAGGCAGUUGUGUCGUCUCUCGUUUUCCCUCAUCCCCGGGAGAGGGUGUAUCGGGCACUGCAUCGGACGGGUUUGAAUUCACAUCAUAUUUUGAACGCCGCGAAGAGUGCCAUUGAUACAAGUGUUGAGUUCCGCCGCGGGCAGAUCGGGCAAAUAGCUGGAACGGAGAAGCAUGAGGAUACUUCCGCGUUUUGAGGUGCACCAUCUGGUACGUUGCACCCUCCAACGAGCGCGAGAGGAGAGUCCGUCUUCGAAUGGGCCGGGGCAUGAAGAUGUCCGUCGAGAAUCUGUCAAAUACUGCGUGCACCUUCACAUGGUGCUACUUUGGAAUUCUUUUGCGGGAACUGGGUUCACAGGAAGCAGCUGGCAAUCGCUUGCAAGGUUUCAGGUCCGGCUGCACACGAAGAUCUGCGUACAGCAGACGACUUGCCUUGACGGUUUGCCGCUUGGUGGUUCGUGCGUGCAAGCCUCGCACAAACCAGUGAUUAUAUAGAGUUUCAGUGAUGUAAAGGGCGGCCACGAACACCUUAGAUUCGUUUUAUGAGUGUUGCGGGUAGCUGUUUUCUACACCGUACGGAUGGCCGCUUGCCUCUAUCUGUUAGGCGUCAUGCAGCGUAGAUAACGGAAAUCCAAAGGAAGGACAGGCAGACAACGCCGUGGCAGAGAGAGUUGAACAAAACAAUGAUUUGAUACCCUACACCUGUUCCAACUUGGCUGUCGUGAGCAUUGUGGACUAAUUCUGUGAUGCUUCUUGUUAGGUGCCUGUCCAUUUUCAUUCAACAAAACAUUAAUAAUAUUUGAACG